Cyphellophora europaea CBS 101466 is the source of this 1626-nucleotide messenger RNA. RefSeq lists its product as uncharacterized. The coding region runs from base 1 to 1626 and encodes 541 amino acids. The transcript is spliced from 3 exons. The record is from RefSeq and is a predicted model, not a curated record. Lineage: Eukaryota; Fungi; Ascomycota; Eurotiomycetes; Chaetothyriales; Cyphellophoraceae. Gene Ontology annotation, molecular function: heme binding; monooxygenase activity; iron ion binding.
AUGAUCGAAGGCACCCUUACCACCGUCCACACCACUGCGAUCCAUACCUUCCAGCACUCGCCGUUGCUCUUUCUAUCUGCCGCUCUCAUUCUCGUCACCUUGGUGUAUAUCCUCGCCACCGAGCUCUACCGCGCCCGGGCCCGCAUCCCCGGCUACACCGGCCCACGCGGGCUCCCUGUGAUCGGUAAUCUGCACCAGAUCCGCAGCAAUGCCGCUGAGCAGUACCGACGCUGGGCUCGAAUUCACGGCCCCGUCUACCAGAUCAUGCUGGGAAACGUUCCUGUAAUUGUGGUCAACAGCGCCAAAGCCGCGCGCGAGAUCUUUGGGGCCAACUCGCAGGCCCUUGCAUCACGGCCCGAGUUCUACACCUUCCACAAGGUGGUCAGCUCUACGGCGGGGACAACGGUGGGGACCAGCCCUUUCAGCGAGAGCCUGAAGCGGCGGCGCAAGGGCGCGGCCAGCGCCCUCAACAAGCCGAGCGUCAAUAGCUACGUGCCGCUCAUCGACACCGAGACACGCGACUUUGUGCGCGAGUUCCUCGAGUACGGUGACGCAGGCCGCCGCAAGGUCGAUCCCAUGCCCAUGAUUCAGCGGUUGAGUCUGAGUCUGGCGCUGACGCUCAAUUGGGGCGUGCGCAUGAAGACGCAAGAUGAUGACCUGUUCCAUGAGAUCACUGAGGUGGAGGAGGAGGUCAGCAAGUUUCGCAGCACGACUGGCAAUUUACAGGAUUAUGUGCCGUUGCUGAGAUGGGUGCCUGGCUGGCUGAAGGGCGGAGGGAGUGCGAGGGCCGGUGAGUAUCGCAGAAGACGGGACGUGUAUCUGAAGCGCCUGAAUGGGGAUCUGGAGCAGCGUAUGGCCGAGGGCUGGGAGGGCAAAUGUAUUCAGGCGAAUGUCAUGCGCGAUCGGGAGGCCAGGCUUAAUGCGGAGGAGCUGACGUCUAUCUCAUUGACGAUGCUAUCGGGUGGACUCGACACGCUGACGACGCUGGUGGCGUGGAGCAUGGCGCUACUCGCCGAGCGGCCGGACGUGCAGCAGAAGGCGGUCGACGAGAUCCGCAAAGUCUACACGGCCGAGCAGAUUCUGUGCGACGCCUACGAUGACCAAAGCAUCCCCUACCUCGUGGCGCUCGUGAAAGAGCUGCUACGGUACUACACCGUCCUCCGCCUCAGCUUGCCGCGAGCCACCGUCAAGGACAUCGUGUGGGAGGGCAAGCGCAUCCCCAGCGGGUCGGUGGUGUUCCUUAACGCGUGGUCCUGCAACAUGGACGACACGGUGUGGAAGGACCCGGAGGAGUUUCGACCGGAGCGUUGGCUGGCGGAAGAUGCGUAUGAUGCACCGCUCUUCACCUACGGCCUCGGCUACCGCAUGUGUGCAGGGAGUCUGCUCGCGAAUCGAGAGAUGUAUACUAUCUAUCUGAGGCUGCUCAACGCCUUCAGCAUCGAGAAUGUCGAGGCUGAGGACGGUGGAAAGAUCGACACCCACCCGGUCCGCGGCGUCACGGACCCGACACAGCUUGUGGCCGUUCCGGUCAGGUACAGAGUUCAGGUCGUGCCCCGAGACUUGGAUGGCCUGCGCAAGGCGCUGGCCGAGGACAUCGACGAGAAGGUCUACCAAAAGUCGAAUUAA